CGAGACCAGGCGAGAGGAGCUCAGGGGCCCGAAGCACGACCCGGCGUUCCCAUGAGGAACGGCAGCACGAUGGUCCACGCCGCCGCGGCGACGGGCGUGGCGCCGCGGUACAGGGGCGUGCGGAAGCGGCCGUGGGGCCGGUUCGCGGCGGAGAUCCGGGACCCGGCCAAGCGGGCGCGCCUCUGGCUCGGCACCUACGACUCCGCCGAGGCCGCCGCGCGCGCAUACGACGCCGCCGCGCUCGCCCUCCGCGGCCCGCUCGCGCUCACCAACUUCCCCCUCGCCUCCCACCUCCCGCCCCCGCCCCCUCCUCCCUGCGGCCGCCGCCGAGCCAGCCCCGCGUGCAGCGCCAGCUCCACCGUCGAGUCCUUCAGCGGGCCCAGGCCGCCCCGAGGCACCCGCCUCCCGCCCCGCGCUCCGGCGCCGGCACCCGCGCGCCCGGACGACGACGGCGGCUGCCACAGCGACUGCGCGUCCUCGGCCUCCGUCGUGGACGACGCCGGCGACGAGGCGGCGUCCGGCGGCAGGUCCCGCGCGCCGGCGCCGCUCGGGUUCGACCUCAACCUCCCGCCGCCGGAGGACCAGGAGCAGCAGGGGCUCUGCACGGACCUCCGGCUCUGGUAG
Lolium rigidum is the source of this 624-nucleotide messenger RNA. RefSeq names its product ethylene-responsive transcription factor 3-like. Gene Ontology annotation, biological process: regulation of DNA-templated transcription. NCBI's taxonomy places the organism in Eukaryota, Viridiplantae, Streptophyta, Magnoliopsida, Poales, Poaceae. The record is from RefSeq and is a predicted model, not a curated record. Gene Ontology annotation, molecular function: DNA-binding transcription factor activity; DNA binding. Bases 52 to 624 code for a protein of 190 amino acids. The transcript has a single exon.